Molecule: messenger RNA, 3230 nt
Organism: Struthio camelus australis
Lineage: Eukaryota; Metazoa; Chordata; Aves; Struthioniformes; Struthionidae
Source: RefSeq, a predicted model, not a curated record
AUGAAUUUUACUGUGCAGCUAAAUGUUCUCUUCAAUCUCACUAGGAUGAGAACUGCUUCCACAGCUAUCACAUGCUUUACAAGAGGACUUGACCUUCAAAAGGAGAUAGAAGAUGUUCUUUGCCCAGCUAACUGUCCUCUAUGGCAAUUUUAUGUCUUUGGGGAUGGAGUCUAUGCCUCUCUUUCCAGUGUCUGCGGAGCUGCCAUCCACAGAGGGGUAAUCACCAGUGCAGGAGGAGCUGUAAGGGUACAGACUCUCCCAGGACAGGAGAACUACCCUGCUGUAAAUGCCAACGGGAUCCAGUCUCAGGUGCUCGCUAGAUGGGCUUCAUCUUUUUCAGUGACUCGUACCAAGAACAUAGCACUUGAAGCUGUUGGACGAUCAAUAUCAACAGCACGUCCCUCUACAGGCAAAAGACCUAAGAAGCCCCUUGAGAAAAAGGCUGGAAACAAAGACUGUAAAGCUGAUAUUGCAUUUCUCAUUGAUGGAAGCUACAAUAUCGGCCAGCGUAGAUUUAAUUUGCAGAAGAACUUUGUUGGAAAAGUAGCUGUGAUGUUGGGAAUUGGAACGGAAGGGCCUCACGUGGGAGUCGUACAAGCCAGUGAACAUCCAAAAAUCGAAUUCUAUCUGAAAAACUUCACUGCUGCAAAAGAUGUUUUGUUUGCCAUAAAGGAAUUAGGGUUCAGAGGAGGCAAUUCUAAUACAGGGAAAGCUUUGAAGCACACAGCUCAAAAAUUCUUCUCUUUGGAAAACGGAGCCCGCAAAGGAAUUCCCAAGAUCAUCGUAGUGUUCUUAGAUGGCUGGCCCUCUGAUGAUAUAGAAGAAGCUGGUAUAGUGGCCAGAGAAUUUGGGGUCAAUGUAUUCAUUGUGUCUGUAGCAAAACCCACAACUGAGGAGCUGGGGAUGGUGCAAGACAUUGCUUUUGUUGACAAAGCCGUCUGUCGAAAUAAUGGCUUCUUCUCCUACCAAAUGCCCACCUGGUUUGGUACUACUAAAUAUGUAAAACCUCUUGUCCAAAAAUUGUGUUCACAUGAGCAAAUGUUGUGUAGCAAGACAUGCUACAACUCCGUCAACAUAGGUUUCUUAAUAGAUGGUUCUAGCAGCGUUGGAGACAGCAACUUCCGCCUUGUGCUUGAAUUCAUCAGUAAUGUUGCAAAAGCUUUUGAGAUCUCUGAUAUCGGUUCCAAGAUUGCAACUGUGCAGUUCACAUAUGAGCAACGUACCGAGUUCGGCUUCACUGACUACACCACAAAAGAAAAGGUUCUCUCUGCUAUCCAGAAUAUUCGUUACAUGAGUGGUGGCACUGCUACCGGUGAUGCCAUUUCUUUCACAACAAGAAGUGUAUUUGGGCCAAUGAAAGAUGGACCCAAUAAGAAUUUCCUUGUUGUUUUGACUGAUGGUCAGUCUUAUGAUGAUGUUAGAGGGCCUGCUGCUGCUGCACAAAAAGCAGGAAUCACAGUCUUCUCAGUUGGUGUUGCCUGGGCACCUGUGGAUGAUCUGAAAGAUAUGGCUUCUGAACCCAGAGAAUCUCAUACUUUCUUCACUAGGGAGUUCACAGGAUUGGAGCAGAUGGUUCCUGAUAUUAUUAGAGGCAUCUGUAAAGAUUUUUUGGACUCUAAACAAUAAAGCAAAUAGUGGUUGUUGGAUAUUACUUCUUUGAAACUAAAAUCAGGAAACUGAGAUGGUCCCUCUAAAGUACAAAUGUUUUAUUCUUAUACCAUCAUAAUAUAAGGGAAUAAGUUAUGACGGGCUACAUUCUGUUUCUGUGGUCAAUCAAGGAUUCUUGUGGGCUCAUUAGAAGCUGUACUUGGCAUGGGAAAACAGAAUUUGGCCAACACCUAUUAAUUUCAAUAUCUGUAUAGUAUCUUUCUUACACUUAAGGCUAUCAGAUAUCAGCUGUAUGUAUAUAAAGAAAACAUAACAGAGCUCUGAAACUUGUGCUGUCACUUCCUAGAUGUCUUCUCAUGCAUUAAAAUUAAUAUAAUUUUAAAUACACAGCAUUAGCUUCUAUGAGCCUUCUAUAGCUUAAGACUCUGUAUUUUUUCCAGGAGUUCUCUUGAUAGUGUGAAUAUAAAACUAGCCAUGGGGUAAAAAGAUAGUAAAAAUCUUUUUAGUGCUUCAGUUGUGCAACAUCCACUAUUGCCAGGCAGUUUAUUAAGAAGAUGGAUGAUAGCUUGUAGCUAGACGGUCUGUUUUUAACUAGUUGAAAUUUUGGUAUUUCGAAUGAUACUGCCAUCUGGUUGGCAGAGUUUACAUCAAAAGACCGUCUCACUUCUACCAGUCAAUGCUCUUGGGUAAUUUUGGCACAGACUUUCAAAGGUAUUUAAGCACUGUAGUUUCUUUUGAAGAGCUGGGUCCUAACACAUUAAGUAAGUGAUACUACUACUUAUUACACCGCUGAAGUCAGUUGCAAUAUUCCUACUGUAUCUGAUACUCUGGAUGUUUUUCUCUCUACUGCCUUGAUUUUACAAAGUUGUUAUUGGCUAGACAGAGUUCAAGACGAUGAUCUUAGGCAAAAAGAUUAAAUUAGACCGUGUACUGGAAACUGAAAGCAUUUAAAUUGAAAUCCAAAAUUAUCUUAAGCCUUGAAACUUAACUGGUUUAUAUCAGAUUACUUACAUGGCUAGAAGACAAAAAAGUAGGCAGAGACAUAAGUGGGAAUUGGUGGCUUACAGAAUAACAAUUUUCUAAUGCUAGUAAAAGCAUCUUUAAAGAUGUAUGAAGUUUUCUGAAGAUGGCAAAAAUAGUUUUCUGGAAAAAUGGCUUUAAAUUGAUUAUAUACCUGGUAAUGUGUUGCUAUUUUACACCUCUUUGCAUGUGGUUAAAAUGAUGCAAUAAUUCACUGAGUUUUUCCUGAGGCCUGGAGAGAACAAUGGACUUCACUUUAAGUAUUUUUUUUUUUUUUAGAUAAUUCAUUUUUUUUCCAAGUAAAACAUGCAGUAGUAAACAAAGCAGCACUUUCCUGUUCAGCUAUCAAUCGAGGGUUCCCUUUUGUUGUAUUUUUGUGCUAUUGAUUGUAAAAUUCUUAGUAGUUAUGAAUGGUACAGAAGGGAUACAUAUUUAUCAGGCUUUUGUAGUGUAUUUUUUAAUAACUUAUGACUGGCUAUAUAUUACACUAAAUAUGAAUGGCAAGAAUGCCUUGUAUUUUUCUAUUGAUUGCUAACCUUUUUGUUAUGUGUUUAUAGAUACAGUAUUCAGCUAUUGCUGUAUAAAUUCAUAUGCAACAUCAA